UCCACAGCUUGGAGCCGCCGAGCGACAGCUAGAAGUAGUUUUAGGCUGUAACUGUCAUAAUGUCAGAAAGAACGCCUCUUCUUGCAGCAGAUCAUGGACAUGCAGCUGCUGGGCCUCCUGAGCGGAAGGCGUCCGACUGCCCUUUGCACAAGGAGACCUGCUUCUUGUCGGAUGGCUCUACAAAGAAGGAUGACGCUGAGCACCGGAAGGUCCAGCGCAAGCUGCUCAUAGCCUGCAUCCUCUGUGUUCUGUUCAUGCUCGUUGAGGUGGUCGGAGGCUAUGUUGCGCACAGUAUUGCCAUCCUGGCCGAUGCCGCACACAUGCUGUCUGACGUCGCGGGCUUUGCGGUGUCGUUGUUUGCGGCGUGGGCGGUGACUCGCAAGAGCCACAAGUCCUACUCGUUCGGCUACCACCGCAUUGAGAUCCUGGGCGCGCUGGCCUCGGUGCUGACCAUCUGGGCGGUCACCGGCGCGCUGGUGUACGAGGCCGUCCUGCGUGUCAUGUACCCCGAGCCCGUCAACGGAAAACUUAUGUUCAUUGUGGCCUGCGCCGGCAUCGGCUUCAACCUGAUCAUUGCGGCGGUGCUUGGCGAGCACCACGUGCACGGCAUCAGCGGCCACUGCCACGGCCACGACGACGAGGGCGGCGACGGCCAUGGGCACGGCCACGGCCAUGGGCAUGGGCACGGCCACUCCCACGGGCACUCGCAUGGCCACGGCCACAACCACGGUCAGCGGCAGCACAGCCACGGCCACGGCCACGGCCAUGACGGCAGCGAGCACGGCCACGGGCACAGCAGUGACGAGGCCGGUGCGGCCGCCGGCGGCAGUGGCUGCAAGCACGCCGGUCACGCGCACGAGGGAGGCAGCUGCAUCAUCAUCAACGUGCCGCUGGCGGACGGGGCGGCGGCGGCGGCGGCGGCGGGUGCCGCGGCGCCUGUGUCGGCCAUCAUCAGGGAGGGCGGCCACGAGGUGCCUGUGCGGCUGGACGUGCAGCAGAUGCUGGCUGCCGGCAAGGAGCCCGCUUCGCGCAGCGACCACGACCAUAAGCACGGGCAAGGAGAGGGCACGAACGGCCACGCUGGACACAGCAGCGAUGAGGAGGGGGGCCAUGACCACCACGACCACAGCCACGAACACGGCGCCGGCAGCUGCUGUGGCGGCCAUGGCCAGGCCGCGGCGGCAGCUGGCGCGGGCGCCGCGGCGGCGGGCCCUUCUGCUCCUGACGGCCAUGGCCACGGCCAUGACCACGGCCAUGACCACGACCACAAGCACGGCGGUGGCGGUGACGGCCAUGGCCACAGCCGUGAGGUCGUGCCGCACGCGCACAGCCACGACCACGGCGCCGGCGGAUGCGGGCAUGCCCAUUCGGACUCGGACCAGCCGGGCCACAGCCAUGGACACGGCCUGGGCGGAUGCGGCCACGGCCACUCGCACGGCCACGGCCACUCGCACGGCCACGGCCACGGUCACGGCGGUAACAUCAACCUGCGUUCGGCGGUGCUGCACGUGGUCGGCGACCUGCUGCAGAGCAUUGGCGUUGCCAUUGCCGGCGCGCUCAUCUGGUGGAAGCAGGACGACCCGCGCUGGCAGCUGGCUGACCCGGUGUGCACCUUCGGCUUCGCCAUCCUGGUGCUGCUGACCACUCGCAGCAUCAUUGCCGACAUCACGCACACGCUCAUGGAGCGCACGCCGCACCACGUGGACCUGCAGCAGGUCACACAGGCCUGGCAGGGGAUGGACGGCGUGCUGGACGUGCACGACCUGCACGUGUGGAACCUGUCCGUGGGCCUGCCCAUCCUCACCGCGCACGUGCACAUCGCGCGGGCAGCGGACGCUGACGCCGUGCUGCGCGGGCUGGAGGGCUACGUGCGGCGCACGCUGGGCAUCACGCACAGCACGAUCCAGAUCUGCAAUUACCAGGGCGCCGCCGUUGCUGUGACGCCGUCUGCCGCCGGCGCCGCUGGCGACGCACAGGUCUAGGCACCUGGGAUGCAGCUGGGAUGUAGCGCCGGUCCCCCCUUGGGCGCGACAGCACGGGCGAGCGCAGCGUUGCUCAAGCCGGGUGUUAGCUUGUGAGAGAGUGCAUGUUCGACGGCGGCCCUGCGGCCGUCUUAGCGACUGGAGCCAGGAAUGUACGCACGGUCAGAGGUUGCGCAACAUUGUAGGCAGCCUGGACGGGAGCUCGGAUACCAGUUCCUGCCUUGGCCGGGCGCAUUGCGAGUGCAAGGAGCGAUGGCGUCUGCGAUGUCGUGCAGCCACUUGACUCCCGGGCAAUAACGGUGAACUGUACAAAUGGUUGGGGGCGUUGUGUCCACCAAUAUGAUGCGUGUUAGGGUGACGAGUUCCACCGCUACAUGUGGCCGCGUUAGGGUGACGAGUCACACGGCUAGUCGCAACCGCGCCUGGGUGCUAAGCUGUGCGGGCGCCAAGGCAGGAUGCGGUUUGAUGUGGAUGGCAAGGGUGUUGAGAGCCAGUCAUGUUGUCCGUGGGUAUGGCCCGGCAGCCUUGUCAAGGAGUGGAGUGGUGGAGAACUGCUGGCGCGGCAUUACAAGAAUGUCUGCGCGCAUAUCUUUUGUAAGCUUGAAGCCUUGAA
This is a messenger RNA of Chlamydomonas reinhardtii, 2595 nucleotides long. RefSeq lists its product as uncharacterized. NCBI's taxonomy places the organism in Eukaryota, Viridiplantae, Chlorophyta, Chlorophyceae, Chlamydomonadales, Chlamydomonadaceae. Gene Ontology annotation, molecular function: zinc ion transmembrane transporter activity. Gene Ontology annotation, cellular component: plasma membrane. Bases 60 to 1982 code for a protein of 640 amino acids. The transcript has 10 exons. Gene Ontology annotation, biological process: zinc ion transmembrane transport. The record is from RefSeq and is a predicted model, not a curated record.